Molecule: messenger RNA, 2276 nt
Organism: Amphiprion ocellaris (clown anemonefish)
Lineage: Eukaryota; Metazoa; Chordata; Actinopteri; Pomacentridae
Gene: samhd1a
Product: SAM domain and HD domain 1
Exons: 16
Coding region: 181-2061 (626 amino acids)
Biological process (GO): defense response to virus; regulation of innate immune response; dGTP catabolic process
Cellular component (GO): nucleus
Molecular function (GO): dGTPase activity; protein binding
Source: RefSeq, a predicted model, not a curated record
CGGUGUAACUUUGACGUACCCGGUGCAGAAACAAAACCCGGGUAUUUUCAGCGCCUGAUUGUAUUCUGUGCAGAGUUGUCAGGUCAGCUGUUUGUUGUCGUGUUAGCAGUUAUCCGCUUUAAUUCCUCGAGUCUUUCCGCCUCCAACUAACCCGGAUAACCGCCUGUUUGCUCGCUCAACAUGGAGAGUCGAAAACGACUAUUGGAGGCAGUUUCGAGCCCCGCUGACAGCUUCAAAACGCCGGAGAAGAGCGUGUCAGUUCCCGGGCUGUGGAGCUCGGACUACAUGCAGUGGGGAGUGGAGGAAACGUGUCAGUAUCUGCGAAGAGAAGGUCUCAGGGAGUGGGAGGAUAAAUUCAGAGCACAGAAAAUCACAGGUGUGGGGCUGAGGUAUCUCACGGAUGAUCACCUGGAGAAGAUCGGCAUUGGGUAUCUUGGUGACCGUCUGCAGAUCCUGCACAGCAUCAGGAAGCUAUGGCAAAUAGCAGCUGGGUCAAAUAAGGUCUUUAAUGAUCCCAUCCAUGGUCACGUGGAGUUACACCCGCUGCUCAUCAAGAUCAUAGACACACCUCAGUUCCAGAGAUUGAGGAACCUCAAGCAGCUUGGAGGAACCUACUUUGUGUUUCCUGGAGCCUCCCACAACCGCUUUGAGCACAGCAUUGGGGUGGGUUACCUGGCAGGACGACUCGUACAAGCUCUGAAUGAGAGGCAGCCUGAACUCCUCAUUUCUCGCCGAGACAUCCUUUGUGUGCAGAUUGCCGGGCUCUGCCAUGACCUGGGACAUGGACCCUUUUCCCAUAUGUUUGAUGUUAUGUUCAUUCCCAAAGCACGUCCAGAAAUUAAGUGGAAGCAUGAGACUGCCUCUCUCGCCAUGUUUGACUACCUGGUGGAAGACAAUAACCUGAAGCCAGUGAUGGAGCAACAUGGACUGGUGCUGCCUGAAGACCUGGACUUUAUCAAGGAGCAGAUUGCUGGACCACUGAACACUGAUGCAGCUCAAGGCCAGAAGUGGCCAUACAAAGGCCGUCCAGAGAACAAGUCCUUCCUGUAUGAAAUUGUGGCCAACAAAAGGAAUGGCAUUGAUGUGGAUAAGUGGGACUACUUUGCCAGGGACUGCUACCACCUGGGCAUCCAGAACAACUUUGACUAUCGCCGCUUCCUAAAGUUUGCCCGGGUGUGUGAGGUGGACGGGCAGAAGAACAUCUGCACUAGAGACAAGGAGGUGGGCAAUCUGUAUGACAUGUUCCACACCAGGAACUGUCUCCAUAGACGAGCUUACCAGCACAAAGUGGGCAACAUCAUAGAGACUAUGAUCACGGAGGCCUUUUUAAAAGCAGAUCCACACAUUCAGAUUGAAGGCUCAGGAGGGAAGAUGUUCACUCUCUCCACAGCCAUAGAUGACAUGAAGGCCUACACCAAGCUGACAGAUCAGGUGUUUGAACAAAUACUCAACUCCUCCUCCCCGGAGCUGGCUGAGGCGAGGCAGAUACUAAAAAACAUCAUCUGUCGACGCCUCUACAAGUGUCUGGGUCAAACUCAGGCAGAGAAACCCAUGGCUGUCACCCAGGAGACUAUUCACAGCUGGGAAGUAGAAUUGGCUCAAUCCAUCCCUCAGACUGGCAGCCAGGAAGCCAGUCUGCGACCAGAGGACUUUGUAGUUAAUGUCAUUGUUAUGGAUUAUGGGAUGAAGGAACAGAACCCAAUCAACAAUGUGCGUUUCUACUGCAAGAACGACCUAACUAAAGCCAUCCAGAUACGGAAGAACCAGGUAUCUAAACUUCUUCCAGAGCAGUUUGCUGAGCAGCUGAUCAGGGUCUACUGUAAGAAGAGGGAUGAGAAGAGUCUGGAAGCUGCCAAGAAGCACUUUGUUCAGUGGUGCAUGGACAGAAACUUCUCAAAGCCUCAGGAUGGAGACAUAAUAGCACCUGAGCUCACGCCUCUGAAAGCCAGCUGGUCCAACAACAACAACAAAGGCGAAUGUAGUGGUAACGGCAGCACCAGAGAGGCAAACUGUGUUAGUGCAAAUGGGCCGAAGAAGGCCAAAACACAGCUUUUUAAAUAAGAGGGGGAGAGAAAGCAGCCUUCGUUUGCACAUGUAGAGACAGAACAGAUGAGACAGUGUUAGGUGAAGAUUGUAUUUUCUACGAAGUGAGUGAGUUGAUGAGCACAACAAACCGUUUUUAUACCAAAUCAAAUUUAUUUAAAGUUUCAAAUACAGUAAAUACCUUUGGCACAUUUCUGUGCUUCUACUCGGGUUUUUGUUUUUUUUUUUUUUUU